AGUUGUUUUUCAUUCUGAAAGUUUAGCGUGUAAGUUACGCUCGAGUGACGCUUGCCGUUCGCGGAAAAACUUUCCUGUUUCGGCGAAAACGUCAUCUCGUUCAUUCGGGUUUCCGUUCUACAGCAAACAACACCCAUCGUGAAAAAAUGGCGGACGCAGCUCCAGCCCGUGGUGGAUUCAGAGGAGGAUUUGGUUCUCGCGGCGGUUCCCGUGGCGGCCGAGGACGCGGACGUGGUCGUGGCCGUGCGCCCCGUCGUGGUGGAAAGGAAGAUUCCAAGGAAUGGGUGCCAGUAACCAAGCUCGGUCGUCUGGUUAAGGAUUGCAAGAUCCGCACCUUGGAAGAAAUCUACCUGUACUCGUUGCCGAUCAAAGAGUUCGAGAUCAUCGAUUACUUCCUGUCCCGGGCGCUAAGGGAUGAGGUACUGAAGAUCAUGCCCGUCCAGAAGCAGACCCGUGCCGGUCAGCGUACCCGUUUCAAGGCCUUCGUUGCCAUCGGCGACAGCAACGGUCACAUCGGAUUGGGCGUUAAGUGCAGCAAGGAAGUAGCCACUGCUAUCCGUGGAGCUAUCAUCCUGGCUAAGCUUUCCGUCGUCCCGGUUCGCCGAGGCUACUGGGGUAACAAGAUCGGUAAACCCCACACCGUUCCGUGCAAGGUUAGCGGCAAAUGUGGUUCCGUCCUUGUCCGUUUGAUUCCGGCUCCCCGUGGUACCGGUAUCGUAUCGGCUCCGGUUCCCAAGAAGCUGCUGCAGAUGGCCGGUAUCGAGGAUUGCUAUACCAUGACCCGUGGCUCGACCACGACCCUCGGUAACUUUGCCAAGGCUACCUAUGCAGCCAUUGCCAAGACGUACGCUUUCCUGACCCCGGAUCUGUGGAAGGAUCUGCCGUUGAUGAAGACCCCGUACCAGGAGUUCGCCGACUUCCUGGAGAAGACCAGCAAGACCGGCCAGCGCAUUAUCGAGCUGUAAAGCAAACAAGUACCACAGUAGAUAGUUUCCCACCAUGAUUUCCCAACUGCAAAUGGGAAUGAUUUGGGGCUACAAUAAAAAAUGGCUUGUUUUGUGGCGAGAACACAAAAUCUGAA
Messenger RNA from Uranotaenia lowii, 1081 nucleotides. It is a transcript of the gene RpS2, whose product is annotated as 40S ribosomal protein S2. NCBI's taxonomy places the organism in Eukaryota, Metazoa, Arthropoda, Insecta, Diptera, Culicidae. Gene Ontology annotation, biological process: translation. Gene Ontology annotation, molecular function: structural constituent of ribosome; RNA binding. The transcript is spliced from 3 exons. The coding region runs from base 147 to 965 and encodes 272 amino acids. The record is from RefSeq and is a predicted model, not a curated record. Gene Ontology annotation, cellular component: cytosolic small ribosomal subunit; ribosome.